Molecule: messenger RNA, 2197 nt
Organism: Haplochromis burtoni (Burton's mouthbrooder)
Lineage: Eukaryota; Metazoa; Chordata; Actinopteri; Cichliformes; Cichlidae
Exons: 2
Coding region: 338-1324 (328 amino acids)
Source: RefSeq, a predicted model, not a curated record
CAGGAGUGGAAAAGGCCGGCUACCACUGGUACCAGUGGACCCGUUCCACUGCCUGAGGCGAGUGGAGUGUACCUCUGAGCAUCAUCCUCUGUUCAGCACUUUCUGCCAGCUUCUCUCUGCUGCAUUCUCAGUGGUUGAUCAGGCGGACCUGAAGAGGCUCCAGGAUGCUUAUAAGUUCUGUGGCAUCCAUGCUGCUAAUCCCACAAAGCAACACAUAUGGGAGCACUGCAGGAUCCAAAUACCACAACCCACUGAGCUGCUGAACAGAGCGGAAAAGAUCCUGAAUCAUUUUCACCUGGCCACAGACCCCAACAAUGUCCCACUCUUCAAGCCAUCCAUGCUGAAGACGUGGUGCAUUCAGAGAGUCCACAUUCUGCGUGGCUGCAUCAGUGACCCUGAACUCUCAGAGGGUGUAAUGUUUCGGUACGGUGGGACUCUUCAGCUUAACCAUGUCCCUGGUGAAGGUGCCAAGGUCCCCAUCUGGAUUCCUGUCCGAGGCACUUCACAGCAGGAGGGUUAUCAUUUCCACCAGGCCCAGUGGAUUACCGGGACUCAUGUAUCCAAUGAACUAUUCCAAGCCCAGGGCACGACAGGGGUGGCACGAUGGAACUACCAAAGACUGGUGGACCUUAAGCAGCCAGGUGUCAUUCUCCCUUCUGUUUUUGAUCCAGCUCUAGUGGUGGAGUUGAAUGCAGCCUCCAGAAGAGUGACUGAUCAGGAGAAGUACCCUGCACUUCACCUCUCUGACAGAGACACUGGAGAGCGAUUUGGGCUUGAACACAGAGAGCCAGGCUGCCGUCCAGUCCCUCUGAACUGGGACAAACACAAAACCCUGAGAAAAGAUGAACCGGCUGCCCUUCAGCCCCCAUCCUCUGUUCCAAAACCUGUGGCUGCCCAACUUCAGGUUCCAGCAGCAGGACCCUCCUCCAGCCUGGCACCGCUAGGUGUGGCAUCCCCCACACCAGCACCACCUGUCACCCACCCUUUCUCUGGUGCACUUUUAAAGCAGGAGUUAGCAUCAGAAGACACCCAGCAACCUACAACAGUCAUGGAAAUCUCUGAAGCUCUACCUCUGCCGAUGCGGGCCUCACCAAGGAGUGCUCGCACUGGACCUAUAAAGACAGGUGGACGGGUUUUUGUGCUGGACCACACAUGCUGGACACGACCCAUGAAAGAGGCAAUAGAUGAUCUGUUGCAAAAGUACCAUGGGAAGAAGGACAUCCUGAAGCUUGUGGAUCAAGAUUAUGCAGACAUGGUCCAUCACUCGGCUACAGAUCCCAACAGCCUGCUGCGUCCCACAUCCAAGGUGCACAUAUCCUGGUAGUUGAAGCACUUGGCUAAGCUUCUCAACACCAAUUCAUCUUUGAACAUAAGCCCAGAAAAACUUCUGGAGACUCAGCAGCUGUGGCACUCUUUAACUGAAGGCAGUGAAACAACUAGUGUCCCUGUAAUCACCAUAGAGCCUGCCGCGUUUAACCCACCUCCUCCUGCCCCGUCUACACCACUGACACAAGUCUCAAUAGAGAAGAUUGUGGACGGCAUCUUAGAAAGGCAACAGCAGCAGCAGCCACAGCAGCAGCCUGAGGGGAAAAAGGGCAGACAAAGACUUGUCUUGCCUGUGGACAGCCCAAGUCUCAAUGUGAGACAGAUUGAUCCACCGUCGAUUAUUUUUACCAGAGAGGGCCUGUGCGCUAUUUCUACAGUUCCCACAAGGUGCAUCAAACUUAUGCUGCUGAGGGAAUCACUAACCCUAAAAUGACCUUUGAGGAAUUUGCCCAGACAGACUUUUUCCAAAGGGAACUGGAUGCUACCAGGAAGAGGUCAGAGGAAAGGAUGGAGAAAAAGAGCAAAAGGCCAGAAACCCAACAGACAGGCCGCCUCUGCAGGUUCUGCCACAUGGACCUGAAACAGGGCCCAAAUAGCUCACAUGUUCACACAGGCUUCCCUGGAGUGGCAGGGAAAUAUAUCUACUGCCCUUCAAAAGUGCACUCUCUGCCCGGGCACAAGGGCUUGGCCAAGGGGAUGACCUGGAAGGAGUUUCAGGAGUCUCCUUUCUAUGAGGCAGAGAGACAAAGAUGGGUGGAAGAAAAGAGGAAAUAGGGGAGAAACUGUUGAUAUUGUACAUAAUAUAGUUUUGUUCUAGUUUUGUAAUGUUUAUUUUGUUUAUAUAAAUAAAAAAUGAUUGUAAAUAUAAAAA